GAACUCAUUGGCUAUCUGUGAUUUUAACUCCAGGACAGUGCGCAGGGCGUGCUAACUGUUGGCUGAAGUCUGGUGCCCGCAGCGCUCCCCCCCACUGCAGAUUUCCUAUUGGGAGUCCAGUUCCUGCGUGUUUCCCAACCUCCUAACACGAGAGAAGCAAUCUCUGAGACAAAAUACCAAGAGUGAAACAAUUAACCGAGUCUAGGAAACUAAACCCGAGGCCUACUUUACCUGCAACAGUUGCUUUUUCUUUGUUUUGGUGACUAAUAAUGUGGAGAAAAAAGAUGCUGUUCUCUGAUUCUUUGGGGUGCCUCUUCAUUUUGUUACUUGCUUUUUGCGAAACGCACCAGUUCUUGUCACAGAGACAUGCGUCUCAGUUCCUGACUAGAAGGCGAAGAGCCAACUCUUUAUUUGAAGAAAGUAAGAAAGGGAAUCUGGAGAGAGAGUGCAUCGAGGAGCUGUGCAACAAGGAAGAAGCCAGGGAAGUCUUUGAGAACGACUCUGAGACAGAAUACUUCUAUCCCAAGUAUGUUGCUUGUCUCGGCUCACACCGCGUGGGAAUAUUAAACAGCCCCCUGUCACAGAGUUCAGAGGCUCCGGCUACCCUGAGAUCCUGUGUUAAGGAGAUCAGCAACCAGUGUUCUCCCCUCCCCUGCUACAGAGAUGGUUAUGAGAAAUGCGUGGAUGGGAAAGGCAGGUAUGAGUGCAUCUGCAAACCUGGAUGGCGUGGAGAAAGAUGUGAAGAAGAUAUAAAUGAAUGCGAGGACCCAGAAGCGCUUGCAGCAUGUAACCAGAAAUGUUAUAAUUAUCCUGGGGGCUUCCGCUGCCUCUGUGAGGAUGGCUACUACCUGCUGACUGACCAGCAGACCUGCACAGAUUUCAAUGAAUGUGUGAUGUACCCCUCCAUCUGUGGCUCUGCAAGCUGUGUCAACACACCUGGAAAGUAUGUGUGUGCUUGUGCCAGGGAAGGAUACAGGUACAACUUCACAUCACAGACCUGCGAGGACAUUAAUGAAUGUGAGGAGAAUAUCUGUGAGCAGAGCUGUGUCAACAGUCGUGGAAGCUAUUCCUGCUAUUGCAAUGGGACGAGAGGCAUGAAGCUGGCAAAAGACAUGAAGUCCUGCGAGCCUAUUCCUAUAUGCAUUCCUCUGAAAACAGCAAGGAACUCUGAGAUGCUGUACCUGGGAGAGCAGUUUGUGGCCUUGCCUGUGGUUUAUCUGCGCUUCAGGUUGCCCGAAAUAACUAAAUUUGCAGCAGAAUUUGAUCUCCGGACGUUCGACCCAGAGGGUGUCAUACUGUAUGCUGAGUCUUCCCAGAACUCCUCCUGGUUCAUGGUGGGGCUCAGGGAUGGGAAGAUUGAGAUCCAGUAUAAGAAUCAGCAUUCAGUGAAGAUCACUAGUGGCGGGAAAGCCAUUAAUAAUGGCCAAUGGCAUUGUAUCUCCGUGGAGGAGCUGGAGAAAAGCAUCAGUGUUAAAAUAGCCAAAGAAGCUGUGAUGAGCAUUAGCAGCCCCGAGAGUCUCUUCCAUCCCAUUGACGGAAUCCUGGAGACCAAGCUUUACAUUGCAGGGUUACCGCGCCCGGUAGACAGCCUUGUUAAAUCGAUUAACCCGCGUCUGGAUGGCUGUAUUCGUGCCUGGAACCUGAUGAACCAGGGGGGUUCUGGAGUGAAGGGAGUCAUUCAAGAAAAGGAGAACAAGCACUGUUUAGUGGAAGUGGAGAGGGGCUCCUACUUCCCUGGUUCUGGGAUGGCCCACUUCAGGAUAGACUACAAGAGCAUAGAUGGGAAGAACUGGACACUGAGUUUGAAACUGAACAUUCGUCCAUCAACAAGCACAGGAGUCAUCUUUGCCUUAGCCAGUGGUGAGACGGUGCCACUUUCUGUUGCCAUAGUGGACUCUGAUUCUCCAAACGAGCAGGAAAUAGCUGUGUUUAUUGAGAAUGUGAAAGUGACUCGGCUGAAGUCUGUUAGACUUUGUUACCCAGGACACCUGGAAGUGGAGCUUGAGAUGUCGAGCAGCGAGGUCCAGAUUAAAGCAAGCUCCUUCACGGCGGUGCACUACACAGAGCCCCCAAAAAUGGAGAAGCAGCUCUCCAUUCUGGACGCAGCUAUGGAAGGACAGGUGGACACCUAUGUGGGUGGGAUUCCAGAUGUUCCUGUUACUGCCACACCAGUGUCUGCAUUUUAUAAUGGCUGCAUUGAGAUAGAGGUCAAUGGUCAACGGCUGGAUUUCGAUGAAGCCGUCCUCAAACACAAUGACAUCAAAUCCCAUUCCUGCCCACCAUUCUAAAGGCAUUUGGUUUGUGGUUCAGCUUAGCAGGUUACUCUUAAUUGAUACAAGUGUAUACAUUGGUUCCCAAUGAAAUGUACUGGUUUCUACUGUAUAAUACCUAAUACAAGGUACUACAAAAAUAAUGGAUGUCUAAGUAACUUCUAUUUUAAAUGGUCAUACUUAUUUAGGUUUUUUUUUUAUGGAGAGGCUUGGUGAAAGUGCCUCAAAAAUCACUGUUCAAACACUAGGACAGUACUCGUACAUAUACAUACAUACAUACAUACAUA
Molecule: messenger RNA, 2557 nt
Organism: Acipenser ruthenus (sterlet)
Lineage: Eukaryota; Metazoa; Chordata; Actinopteri; Acipenseriformes; Acipenseridae
Product: vitamin K-dependent protein S-like
Exons: 15
Coding region: 270-2288 (672 amino acids)
Cellular component (GO): extracellular region
Molecular function (GO): calcium ion binding
Source: RefSeq, a predicted model, not a curated record